AUGUAAAUCGAUUUAUUAGAGUAAUAAAUAGUAAAGAAGAAAAGAUCGCGAUCAAAUAAAGACAAUGGAGAUUCCAUACCUGCAUUUUUAUUGAAAACCUAUGAAAUAAUAGAUGUAUUUAAAUUUUUAAAAUUAGAAUCCAUAAAAUCAUGAGAUAAUCAGUUGGAAUGAAGAAGGAACUGCCUUCAUCGUUAAGAAAGUUAAUGAAUUUUCUGACAUCAUCUUACCUAAAUCAUUUAAGCAUAGUAACUUUGCUUCGUUCGUUCGAUAAUUGAACAUGUACGAUUUUCACAAAACCAGACAUGAUAACAACGAAAAUGAAUUCAAGCAUAAAUUGUUUUAAAGGGGUAAAAAGUAAGUUUUUUGUAUAUUGUAGGCAUUUGCUUAGUUAAAUCAAACGAAAGACAAAUGAUGUCAAAGAAUAGAAUUCAUUGAGUCUAAUCAAAAAUGAAUAGGUAAGGAAUGGACAAAGUGAAAUUCCAGAGGUAUGUCUAUAUAUAUAAUUAUAAGAUUAUAAUGUAAAUGGGAAAAUUAUCAAACAAGUAAUAGGAACUAGAAAAAUUAAUGAAAAUUCUGAUCAAGUAAAAUGAAAAGAUAAUGAAGGAGAACAAAUAUUUAUGGAGUGAAUUAACUAAAAAUAAGUACUAUAUAUAUUAAUAUAGAGGCAUAAAAAUGAAAACUCAGAAGAAUAAAUAAUGAAAUGGGUGUUGUAAUCAUUAUAAGGAACUAAAUAGAAUAAUAAGCACAAGACUAAUUUCUAAACAAAUAAUUUGUUAAUGUUGAAAUAAACCAGUGAAAAUGAUGAUGAAGUUUAACUUGAAGCAUAAAAUUAAAGAAAUUUUGAAACUGAAAAAUUGUAAUUUGAUUAGUUGCCAUCUCAAAUUAUCAGUUAAAAUUUAGAAUAAUAGAUUGAAAAACUAUCAAAAAAUCAAAUUAUAUAAGUGCUUAUGAGUGCUAUAACAAGCAAUUAAAAAUAAGAAAAAAAAAAUACUAUGAAAUUUGAAGAUGACAUUAGCUUUGAUGAUGAAUAUCCAGUUAUGAAGAAAAUCGAUUUAAAACAAGAUAAUUAAGAUAGAAAAUAAGAAAAUCAACUUAUGGUUUAUAGUGAACCCUAUUUUUUCCAUAAAUUAGAAGAUAAUUAUAUUAUUUCAGAAUCACCUAAUCCAAGUCGCAAAAAUUCUUUUUAUGAUCAAGAUCCUAUUCCUUAAUUUUUGGAAAGUGAAUUAUGA
Messenger RNA from Paramecium octaurelia, 1229 nucleotides. Lineage: Eukaryota; Ciliophora; Oligohymenophorea; Peniculida; Parameciidae. The record is from the annotation of a GenBank genome assembly.